This is a messenger RNA of Dinoponera quadriceps, 3120 nucleotides long. Its product is annotated as ATP-dependent RNA helicase DDX24. The record is from RefSeq and is a predicted model, not a curated record. The transcript has 10 exons. Lineage: Eukaryota; Metazoa; Arthropoda; Insecta; Hymenoptera; Formicidae. Gene Ontology annotation, molecular function: nucleic acid binding; ATP binding; RNA helicase activity. Gene Ontology annotation, cellular component: nucleolus. Bases 135 to 2411 code for a protein of 758 amino acids.
UUUCGGCAACGGCCGGCAUGGGUGAAGGCCGUUGUCGUUGAAACAUCGUAAAUAUCCACGUGUUUUCGACCACGGGUUCUAACCACAUUAAAAUUUUAAUAAAUAAGUAGUUGUUUAUUAAAUAUUUUAGAAUCAUGACGAAGUCAAAACAUAAUAAUAACAAUGAUAAGUGGAAACCUGUCACUUUAGAAGGUGCUUUUCUCUCGAGUAGUGUAGGAGGACUUAUAGGAAUAGAAGAGUUGACAGAUUAUAAUUUAGAAAGGAAUAAUAAAAGGGACAGUAUAAUAACAACAAAUGUAAAAUCUGUAAAAGGGAAGAAGAAAAUAAUAAAGGAUCCCUGUUCAAGUGAGUGGGAUGUCACUGAUGACACCGAUGUUGAACCUCCUGCGAAAAAAUCAAAGAAUAAAAAAAUUAAAACAAAAUCUACAAAGAAGAAGAAUGAAAAAACGGAGAAAUCAACGAAGUCUAAAACUACUGAUAAAGAAACUGAUUCUGAUACCAAAGAUAAUUUGUGUCUUAGUACAGAAGAUGAAGUAAAGUCAACAGAGGUUAAUGUUGGAGCUUGGAGUUCCAUGGGAGUUCCUCCUGUUGUUAUAAAAGCUUUGACUGAUCAGAAUUUUCAUUCUCCUACUGUGAUACAAGCUAGGACAUUGCCAGCUGCUAUAUUGGGCCACAGAGAUAUAUUAGGCGCAGCUGAGACAGGUAGCGGCAAAACAUUGGCCUUUGGUAUUCCAAUAAUAAAAGGUAUUCUAGAAUUGAAGAGUCAACAAAUGGGAACAUUAGUGCCAAAAAAAUCUGUAAAAACUAGUAGCAAAAAUAAAGAAAGGAAUUGUCACAAGAAAGAAACUGGAGAUAAUAAUUUUACAAAGUCUGAUUCGGAAGAUGACAUAUCAAAAUCUCAGAACUGUGUCCGUGUUGUGGAACUAGAUAAUUGCCAGCAUACUCCGAACAAACCUCUGUAUGCAUUAAUUUUGGCACCAACUCGUGAACUAGUAGUUCAAAUAAAACAACACCUUAUUCAGGCAGCGAAAUAUACAGACAUUAAGAUAGCUACUGUAUUUGGUGGUCUGGCAGCAGUGAAGCAAGAGAGGAUACUGAAUCGAGGCCCUGAAAUCGUUAUCGCCACACCUGGAAGAUUGUGGGAAUUAAUUCAACAAGGCAAUUCUCAUUUAAGCCAAGUGGAUUCUAUUCGAUAUUUAGCCAUUGACGAGACAGACAGGAUGUUGGAGAAGGGUCAUUUCCAAGAACUGCACGAUAUCCUGCAGAAGAUAAAUGCGAAUCCGAUGAAACUGGAGAAACGGAAGACGUUUGUUUUCUCGGCUACGCUGACUAUGGUACAUGAUCUGCCGGAUUACCUCGAGAGAAAGAAAAAGAGGCACGUCAGGAGUAAAAUAUACAAGCUCACACCCGGUCAGAAAUUGCAAAAAAUUAUACACUUACUGAAGAUAAGGAAUCCUAAAGUCGUCGAUCUAACGAAGGAGUCAGGCACGGCCGAUAGUCUGACGGAAUGUCGAAUAGUGUGCACAAUCGACCACAAGGAUUACUAUCUGUAUUAUUUCUUGAAAAGACACAGCGGAAGAACGUUGGUGUUUUGCAACAGUAUCGGCUGUGUGAAAAGAUUAGCUACCCUCCUCGGCAUACUCGAGUGCAAACCCUUACCUCUGCAUGCGAAUAUGCAACAACGACAACGUUUAAAGAAUCUCGAAAGAUUUCAAGCUGAUGAAAAUGGCCUGCUCAUAGCCACGGAUGUGGCUGCAAGAGGCUUAGAUAUACCCAACAUCGAGCACGUGAUACACUACCAGGUUCCCAGAACAUCCGAGAGUUAUGUGCAUAGGAGCGGUAGAACGGCAAGAGCUCAGAAAGAAGGGAUAACUGUGCUGAUGAUGGAGCCUUCAGAGAGAGAAAACUACAGCAAGUUGUGCAGAACUCUUGGACGCACACAAGACUUGCCCACGUUUCCCGUAGUGGACAGACUGCUGAUCGCCAUAAAAGAAAGGGUCGACAUUGCUCGCGAUAUCGAUAAGCUGGAAUUGAAAUGUCGCCGAGAAAACACGCAGAAAAGUUGGCUGCGAAAGGCAAUAGAGGACAUGGAUAUGGCCGUGGACGAUGACGACGUUGACAUUGACGAAUCAUCAACGGAGUCGGAAGAAGCUGCGGCAUUGAAACGACAAUUAAAGGCGAAAAAGCAUCAGUUGCAAUCUUUAUUAACGAAGGUGGUAUUCCCGAGAGGAUUUUCUGGAAAGUAUUUCGAUGAAAAUUUCGGCACAAACAUAUAUCCCGAUACGGAAAAGGCCGUUGAAGUGAUGAGAAAGGUUAUCGAAGAUGUUCCCGAUCAAAAAUGCAGCGAAGGGUCCCGGAAGAGACAGCGAUCGCAAAAACCGAAAACAUCGAAGAAGCUUAAGAAAGUAUAAUGUAUAUACGUAUACAUACAUACAUACAUACAUAUAUACAUAUAUGUAUGUACGUAUGUAUUUUUUAAUACACAGAGACGAGAUGGCCAAUGUGUCUUCCAUCUUUUUACAUCGUCGGUUUUACCUUGUAUUUAAUUUUCAUCUGCGGCAAGGUUUGCCAGAAAUCAGACAACUCAUUCGACGCGAGUUUACAUUCUUAAUUAAUUUGAGCGGUUCGUCAUUCUAAUCUAAAGCUGAAUAUACAUUGAGCGAACGAACAAGGAACGUACGGCGAGUGCAAGCUUUCGUUAUUACAAUUUGGAAGAUGCUGGAAAAUUAGGAGAACGUUUCAAGGGCCGACUUGCUCAUAAGACAGCUUAUCAAAGAAAGUUCGCAUACGUUCAGGCGCGAAUGUAUCACACAUUCGCUGUUUGCUCGUUCACUCAGUGCACACCCACCUCAAUAUACGGUCUAACGUGCGUCCGCACUUUCUUAUCUCAAUUAUGUUAGUACAUUAACAUAUGGCAGAGGUAUGUACAGAGGGUAUCUGUAUUUCUCCACAAAGACGGAUGUACAUAUCUCCUCGACGCGCGUCCUUGCGAGUACUACAGUACACUUCGUGACAGCGGAUAUACCGGAAGAACGAUCGAAGAACACAGCCCGUUUGUCUACUCGUACAAUACAAUUUCACUCGCCGCUGCUGCGAGUUCGACACUUGAGACUCCGCGUG